Molecule: messenger RNA, 813 nt
Organism: Leishmania major strain Friedlin
Lineage: Eukaryota; Euglenozoa; Kinetoplastea; Trypanosomatida; Trypanosomatidae
Exons: 1
Coding region: 1-813 (270 amino acids)
Source: RefSeq, a predicted model, not a curated record
AUGUCUGCGGCUCAGGUUGGACGUAGCGACGGUGUGUGGGAAGUGCCCUCGCCUGACACUUCGCGUGACUCUCAGCCACCUCGACUUGCACACGGUGCGGGUGGCCUCGCCACGAGAUGCACUUCGACACAUCCAAAGAGCGAACUUCAGCCCCACCUAGACACAAUUCACCGAGAGUUGGAGGAACUGAAGCAUCGUCGUGAGCGGCUGGAAGCGCAACGGAAGGAGCUGCUCGAGGGAAGGCACGAGCAGGCGGAGGGACAGCGAACGGGAUGCGUUUCGGGCAGCGUGUCGACGCAUGCGCGGGUAGCGAGGUCGCAAUCAACUUCCGGUCUUACCUUCGCACACCCCCGCAGCGAGAUGGAGUCGCUCACCGCCUGCUCCGGAUUGCACGCAGCGCAUGAACGCCAUUCUAAAAGUGUCUAUCGAGACUCACUUGUGCUUGCCAACAUGAAGCCCAUUCCAUCCGAAAAGGAGCGGCGAUGUCUGUUGAAGACAACACCACACCUUGCCGUCAAGAACGCGCUGCGCACGGCAGCCCAGCACGACAGCACGCUACUCAUGGGAUCUUUUUUACUGGAAGACAACCCGCACACGUGCACCUUUGGACGAGAGCGUCGCUUCCGUCCUUUGCUUGGCCACCAAGGAAAGUACUUCCUUAGUGCGGACGUUGCCGUGAACCAGUUUAUGAACCGCAGCCACGCAAACUCGACGGCAUCGCUGAGUGCAUUGGGCAGCUCUAGCCAGACGCCCGGCCCAGGUGCCUACACACCACGAUACAGUAAGCUGUCGCGUCCGCCGCGCUCUUCCUAG